Messenger RNA from Stylophora pistillata, 5209 nucleotides. RefSeq lists its product as uncharacterized. Lineage: Eukaryota; Metazoa; Cnidaria; Anthozoa; Scleractinia; Pocilloporidae. Gene Ontology annotation, molecular function: protein binding. The record is from RefSeq and is a predicted model, not a curated record.
CUUUAGUUUAACGAUGAAAGGAGACAGUAGCUUUUGAUUGAGUCUUUAUCCAAAAGCACCUGCCUUAGAAGGUAGAAGUCAUCCUCUCUUGGUAUUAAUUUAAAGAAUACAGCCCCGACAAAAGAGGUGACAAAAUGAGUGCUGUUAGCUGGAUGGUAGACCUUGAUAAAAGAGAGCACAAAAACUGGGUAAUGGUUGGAUGUGCCUUGAACAUAACCAAAAAUGGAAUAGUACAGUUAAUCCAAGGGAAAAUGGUAGCUUGGUACCAAUCUAUCAAAUCUAGUCCUCCUUUGCAAUCACUUCCCCCAUGUACCUGUGCACGUCACUCGUCAAAAUGUGCCACUUGUAGCGUGUGGAAGAAGGAACUUGAGCGCCUCCACAAGUCCCCACGACCCAAGAUUUGUUGGGACAAUAGUGAUAGGCAACAAUGGGGCUCUGCGACGGGGGCAUGGGAAGUAGCUAAGCUUUUCAUGCCAAUCCUUGGAACACGUAAAGGGGACAUCGCUGAUGCCAACACGACAGACCUAGGAGGACUUCUAAACCUGUUAGAGUGGUGCCCUUUUAUCAAUCCUCCAGUCAAUCGUGCAGUCUUGCGCUCAGUGCGAGACGAGGGUAGAAAUCACUGGGCCCACUCUCCAAAGCAGGACCUUAAAGAUGCAGACGUCAAAACCAUAUUCGGACAUCUCAAUGACCUCCUGAAUGAUCAAGUGUUUCGUGCUGACAAGACAGCCCAAGAGUCUUCUAAAAGCCUGCAAGAUUUGUCUCGUCAUGGACUGUUAAACGUUAGGGAGUCCGAAAUUGAAGCCUUCAAUUUGCUUCGUCAGUCGCUAGUUGCCGACCUUACAAAGUGCAGGGAUGACCUAUCUAAGAUGCAAGAACGAGGUGAUUUCAACAGAGAAGAAAUUGCGAAGGUAAGGGAGCAACAAGUGGAGCUGAGAACAGAGUUGCAUGAAGAUCAACAAAGAGUUACUGAGCUAGAUACCAAAAUAAGAAGAGCAGAAGAAUGUUCAGAGAAAGAGAUAUCCAAACUAAAAGAACAAGCUCGAUUGCAUGGAGAAGAAGUUGCCAAAAUUUUAGAGCAACAGAAUAAUGUGGUGGAGGAAGCUUUAGACCUUGAAGCGAAAAUGUCCACGAUGCUGACAGCUGUCGAAAGUUUCAAUAUCUCACUUAAAAGGCGGAAUGAUUUGCAGGGUGCCUUAGACGUUAUUAGCGAGGAUCUGGACGAUGUAAAAAGUUCUAUGCGUAACGUCGUAAUGGAACUAAACACUACACAAUGUAAAGUGGCUGACUUAGAAAACAAUUUCGAAAGGAUCAAAUCUGAAGUAAAGGAAGUGAAAACUGAAGUAGAAAUGUUAAAAGAGAAAUCCCAAACAGAACAGAGUGGGGAAGGUAUGGACGUAAUUUGUGCUGCGCCAGAGAGAUUACAAGAGUUCACUGGUCGUGAGAACGCGCUGGUCUGGUUAGAAAAAAAAAUAGUCCUGGAUCAGAAUCCUGAAAGUCUACCCAAAACAUCAUGCUGCACCAAAACAAUCUGUGGUCUCGGAGGAUGCGGCAAGACUUCGCUGGCGGUAGAAUUUGCCUGGAGAUGGAUGAAUCACUUCACAGGUGGAGUGUUCUGGGUUAAUGGGGAAAGUGAUGAAAAUGUAAGUAAAUCAGUUGCCGAGAACCUUGCUCUCUUAAAUGUGGUUGUUUCGUCAAGAGAGAAUGUGGAUGAUUCCCUAAACAGAUUUCUGACUCUACUAGCCUAUGAAAAUCGCCCCUGGCUUCUCGUAGUAGACAACGCAGAUGAGUUAAGAAGUCCAAAAUGUCCGGCAGGUGUUGAGAAAAUAUUCAAAGGGCCUUGGCGAAGAAACGCAAGAGCUCCUAAGAAUGGACACAUCCUGUUUACGACAAGAAAAAAUGCAAACGAAACCGCAGCGUUCUUGAGGCUGUCCCCAAAUAACUGUCUAGACCUGGAGUGCUUCAGUAAUGAGGAAGGUGCCUUGUUCCUAAUUCGAAGAACAGGACUUGAAGGGGACUCGCUCUACCAAGGAGCAAUUGAUUUGGCAAAAGAAUUAGGGGGUCUUCCGUUAGCCCUCGAGCAAGCAGCCGCUUACAUAUCUGCUCUUCCUACUUUGAUUACCUUCAAAGAUUACCUUGACAAGUAUCUACAAGUUAAGCUGCGUCUUCUACAACAGAAGCCGGUAACCGCCCUAAGUAUAGAAGCACAGCAACGUCUGUCUGUACACACCACGUGGGAAAUGAAUUUUUCAUUCGUGAUUGGAAAAUCGCUUGCUGCUGCCACCAUGAUGCGCAUUGCAUCCUUUCUAACGUCUGAAAGUAUUCCUAUAGAAGUCAUAAAUCCUGGGCUUCCUGCACUGAAUCAAGCAGAAUUGAGAGAGGCUGCGCGUUCUGAGAUUGAUAUUGCUAACAUCCUAGAGGUACUGACCUGUUAUUCUCUUUUCUCGGUGGAUCAGCAUAGCAGGAUAUUUGGCGUCCACAAACUUGUUCAAGAGGUGGUUCGAGAUAGCCUAAGCGAAUCACUAAAGGUAGAGACUUUGGUCGCGGCUAUGCGCGUUCUUCACUGCGCUUUUACAAAGAGAAGUAAACAUUGUGCAAAGUUAACACUAAAUGACAGCCUUGGAGACUUGUUGGAAAUGAAAGAAGAGGAUAAAAAUAUUCUCAUCACCCUUUUAUUGAAUUUCCGGCAGUUGAAGGAUCAUAUGAAGACACAGAUCAAGUCUUCAGAGGGAAAUUUUGUCCGUGUCCUUUACAGAGAUGAGACCUUCUUUCAAUUGUACUCAUUUGUAGACCGCUUGGUGGGGCCGAACAUAUACUUCAGUAGACUGAGAACCGAAUUCGCAGAUUUCUUAUUACAAGUACAAAAAAUACAUUCUGACGGUGAACCAAAUAUUUUGAAUAUGAUGGUGAAAGCAAGUGUCAGUAAGAGAAAUUGCUUAGACUUACAAAGUUACAACGAGUCAAGGACUCUGGCUGACGAAGCCGUGCAGAAACUCCUUGAACUGGAGGAGUCUGGUGCCAUCAUCGAAGACGAUACCAAAUAUCGCGUCCUUCAGCACAAAGCUUCCUUUUAUGCCUCGGAAGGAAAAUGGGAGGAAAAUUACAAAGCAUUACUAGAACUUGAGAAAUUGAGGCUAAGUGCUGGUUGUUUUGUAGAGCUUCAAUUGUUGACGGGAAGAGCAGAAAACUUCCAGUCCUCUUGUAAUUUCAAACAAGUUAUGAAACGUUAUCAGAAAGCCUUGAAACGUGCCAGGAGUAUGCAUCCUCCAGAUAAGCCCCUGGUGUUACGUGCUCUUCAGUACAUCGCUUGUCAUCUCUUCAACGAGGGUAAGCUUCUCGAGGCUAAGCCAUACGCUGACGAAAUGUUGGAAAUUAGCACGUUAAUGCCACAGGACUCUGAUUUUUACAUAAGAGGAAUGAACGGCGCUCUAAUGAUACUCAGCCAUUUUGAAAACCAGAAGUCAGAAGACAUCCUGUUAAAAAUCCUGGAAGAGAGAUGGCCACAAAUACACAGUGGUGUGAUUAACGGUCGCUUGGAAACUAAUGCAACCAUCACUGAGGAUGGUAGCGAUGACCACGCAUGUCAAGUUUUGGAUCAGCUAUUUGAUUGCAUGAGAAUUUCAAUGAUGACAAAACAAGGACACCGUGGUGCUUUCUCUUUAAAGAGGAGAGAAAUUUUCUUGACAGUAGCACAAAUCUCAUUGGAAAUUCGGAAGAAAUUCUGCGGUGAGGUUCAUCCACAACUAAUUGGAAAUUAUGACGCUUUGAAAGAUGCAUACGGUUUCCUAGGAAAUAGUGUGAAGGCAAAGGAAUGUUUUGAACUGAAGAAGCAGUGCCGAACACGAACAACAACACAAGCCAACCAAGGCUUGCCGCCAAUUAAUAUCAACAUAUACAAUGCCCGAAGUCUGAAAGAUGCUGGCAACAGAUUUUUCAAGGAGAAAGAUUAUUCUGAAGCACUUAAAUGUUACACUCAAGGUUUAAUUCUAUCACCAAACGAUGCCAAGUUGCUGAGUAACAAGGCUGCAACAAAUGUGAAACUAUCGGAGAGGCAAUGUUCAGUGGAUGAUACUCGGAAAUACCUUCGAGAGGCCUUACAUGAUUCAAAGAAUGCAAUAGCAGCAGAUCCUUCGUGGGUGAAAGGGUAUUAUUGGAAGGCCCUCUGCCUUGCUCAUCUUGGCGAACGAGGUCCCUCACUUGCUGCAGCUGCUGUUGCUCAGAAUCUGUUUCCGUCUGAGUGCCCAAAAAUUCCAGCAGUGGUUGAUCGCUUUGGAACUUGUAACCUACAGAUCGUGAACUCAGUGCAGGACCUUCAAACCGCAACUGAGAAAACAGACACCCUGAAUCUAGUGAUUGUAAUGAAAGAAGGCAAGUACCAGCUUCCAGAGCCCUUGACAAUUCCCGAAAACGGCGUUGUCGUUGGUCUUGGCGAAGUCCAAGUAAUGUGCUCUAAAGGUGUUCCACUUAAGUUUGAUACCAGCAUUUAUAUGGAGAACAUUGUAAUGACGCCGACAAGUGAGACUGCUUCAGAGGUGAUUCGUCUGGCCACACCCUCGGACAGCGACCCCACAAGCGAUGAAUGCAAAGUGAACUAACAGUCCUUUGAUACCUACUUUGUGUAAUGCCUUGAAACUUUAUAGGUUUUAAUUGAGUACCGUUUAGCGUAGAUUUAUGAUAAAGGGCUCUUCAAUUGUUCAGUAAUUCAUGCUGAGGACGAUAGACAAAUUUGCAAUUAACAAGCCCUCUCUGUCGCUAUAGAUUUAGAACACUUCAGUUAAGGAGUAAAGGUCGUGAACUUAUGACGAUAGGGUUGUCUUGCCCCUGGAAAAAUUAACUCAGAAUUUUCUACUGAACGAAAGCAAGCACGAUGUAACAGUGAGUGUUUAAAAAUAUUAUAAUACUAAUAUAGUGGAGCAGCAACAGAGGAAACGUUCAGUGCCGAAAUCUAGUAAACGUUCGAAUUGAGCCUAUAUUGAACAAUGUUAGAUUAUGAAUGGAACGAUUAUCACAAAAACAACGUUUUAUAUUUCUAGACGUUCAAUUCGACUUUGGUGUCUCUAUUUCUUAGUAACCGGUCAUUAUCUAUAGCCUAGGAGUCAGGGGAUAUUGAUUAUUGUGUCACAAUCCCCCUGUUAAGGUGGCUGAACACAGUUUUUGAUACCAGUGUUUCAUUCACCAUUUUCUCUUUAACCCUUGAUCUCUCGGUCAC